Messenger RNA from Ascochyta rabiei, 834 nucleotides. RefSeq lists its product as uncharacterized. Gene Ontology annotation, molecular function: protein binding. The record is from RefSeq and is a predicted model, not a curated record. The coding region runs from base 1 to 834 and encodes 277 amino acids. The transcript has 3 exons. NCBI's taxonomy places the organism in Eukaryota, Fungi, Ascomycota, Dothideomycetes, Pleosporales, Didymellaceae.
AUGUUAAGAUACAGCGAUCUUGUACCAAAGCAUGAUCAGGAGCCGCUCGAUGCUGGGAACUACCAGCUGGCCGGUGAGCAAGGUGACGAUGAACAACCAGACUUGAUGAUAGAGGUGAGAGACUACGGUGGCUCGGACAUAAACGAAGACAUGGACACGGACGGUGACUUGAACAGUGACUUGGAUGAAGAGAUAGACCUACCAUGGGAGACUACUAUGGCGUCUCUGAACGGCACCGCAGCGCGGGAAGGCACAAUGGUGACAGUUAUCCUCGAACCCCAGUACAAGGUGUACAAAGUGUACAAAGCGCUCUUGGUCAAACACUCUGAAUACUUUAAGAAGGCGCUCAUGGGCCCUUGGAAGGAGGCCGAGGAUCGUGUUGUCAGGAUUGAGGACGUUGAGAGCUACACCUUUGAUGUCUUUGUGGAUUGGUUGCAUACAAAGCGACUGCCUGAGUUAGAUCAGCACUGGCGUCCGGAAGACGAUGGACCUGAUGGCAGACAGACCACAAUGGCUUACGUUCAAGCUUACGUCUUCGGAGACCGCUUCCAGGCCCAAGGGUUCAAGCACGAUAUGAGCCAGAAACUGUUUGAUGGGUUCAUUCAGCACGUCCCGUUCUACGAUACCAUCAUCUACGCCUACGCUCAUCUGCCUGAAGAAGAUGACCUCCUGCAGCUGUUGGUGAAAGUCCAGUGUGCGCAUUGGGAAUCAGAAAUUGGCGAGGGUCAAGAGAUCGAUGAACGUAAGAGACUCCCAACCGACUUUUUGGUCCGUGUCAUGGUACGCUUCGGCGAGUUUGGAACCAAUGUACCAUUCUUUUGGGACAAACGCUAA